ACUUUGAAGUUACUUGCUUUCUUUCAAUCUUGUUUUAUUUUUUAUCUUCAGUCUGUAUAGAUUACAGAUUUAAUUUAUAAUUGAGAUCUAAUUACUUGUUCUUCUAUGUAAUACCAUUUUGACUUUCUUUUGAUAGCUUAUUUUCCCUUCUCGUUUUCUUCACACUUGAACAUAGUAAUUUCACUCCUAUGAUACUGCUUUGUCAACUUGGCUUUGAUGGUGUUUGCCAUUGUCCUGAUAUUUAGUCCUACAUAUUUUUGAACUAAGAACAGUUAUUUCAAUCCUAACAACAUUCCCUGAUGUUGGGCUGAAGUUUGUGGUUUAAGUGUGCUCAUUUAUGUAGGCAUAAAUGAAAAAAGGAAAAUUAAAAAGAAAAUCAAGCUGUGAAAUGAGGAUGGAGUGUUUUUCACACAGAUUGUCCAAAACUAUCAUGUAGCAAGAAAAUGAUUUUGCAAAUAAUUUACAAUGCUUACACUGUAUGUGUUCCUUUUGUGCUUCAGAUGAUGCACACCUUUGAAUGAUGUCUGAUUUCUGAGCCUUAAAAAAAUUAUGUUGAGUCUUCGAGACAUAUCUGCUGCAUCUUCCUCAAUAGUCUAAAAAAAAUGAACAGUUCCAAAAACUGUACUUUUAUUCUGUAUGAAAAUGUUUUACAUGAUAAAUAAUUGCAAAUACUACAUAAAUAUAUCCCUUUGCCUUUUGGUGCUUUUCCUCUAGAAAGUAAGCAUUAUGGUGAAGAGAAGAUACUGCCAUCAACAUUAUAAUACUGUCAUAGAAUUCCUCUAAAGACUAGGAAAUCCUGCUGGUGUCGUGCAUUCUGGAAAUACGUUUUACUACAGGUACCACCAAGGCUUUGCAAACAGGAUGAGCAUGAUGCCGUUGACUGCUUCCUGACAGUAACCGGCUGGACAUUUCAGUCAUGAUGUUUUCAUUCUCACCUUGUCCAACUGGAAUUUGCUUAUACUGAUUUUUAAAAAGAGGAAUAAAUCAAAGUGGAGUACCAUAAACUUGACAUGGAAAAUAAAAAGAAAGACAAAGACAAACCAGAUGAAAGAAUGGCACGGCCUAGUGGGAGAUCAGACCAUAAUCCACGUGGACCUGGUUCUUCAAAUUGUGGAGUGUUAAUGGUUGGCCCUAACUUCAGAGUUGGUAAAAAAAUUGGAUGCGGUAAUUUUGGAGAACUACGGUUAGGGAAAAACUUAUACACAAAUGACUAUGUGGCAAUUAAGCUGGAGCCUAUGAAGUCAAGAGCACCACAGCUACAUUUGGAAUACAGAUUCUACAAGCAGCUAGGAUCUGGAGAUGGAAUACCUCAGGUUUAUUAUUUUGGCCCAUGUGGCAAAUACAAUGCUAUGGUGCUAGAGCUACUUGGACCUAGUCUGGAAGAUUUAUUUGACUUGUGUGGUAGGACAUUUUCUCUUAAAACCGUUCUUAUGAUAGCCAUACAGUUGAUUUCUCGUAUGGAAUAUGUCCAUUCAAAGAACUUGAUUUACAGAGAUGUAAAACCUGAGAACUUCUUAAUAGGACGACCUGGAAACAAAACCCAGCAAAUUAUUCACAUUAUAGACUUUGGUUUGGCAAAGGAGUACGUAGAUCCAGAAACAAAGAAGCACAUACCAUAUCGAGAACACAAGAGCCUUACAGGAACAGCUAGAUACAUGAGUAUAAAUACACAUUUAGGAAAAGAGCAAAGUAGAAGAGAUGAUUUGGAAGCAUUGGGUCAUAUGUUUAUAUAUUUUCUCAGAGGAAGUCUUCCAUGGCAAGGUUUAAAGGCGGAUACAUUAAAGGAACGCUACCAGAAAAUUGGAGACACUAAACGAGCAACUCCUAUAGAAGUAUUGUGUGAAAACUUCCCAGAGGAAAUGGCCACUUACCUACGUUAUGUAAGAAGGUUAGACUUUUUUGAAAGGCCAGACUACGACUACUUAAGAAAACUCUUCACAGACUUACUUGAUCGCCAAGGCUAUAUGUUUGAUUAUGAAUAUGACUGGAUUGGCAAACAGUUGCCUACUCCUGUGGGUUCAAUCCAUUCAGACCCUGCAAUAUCUUCAAACAGAGAAGCAUAUCAGCACAGAGACAGAAUGCAGCAAUCCAAAAAUCAGUCAACAGACCAUAGGGCAGCUUGGGACUCACAGCAAACCUAUCCACAUAAUCUGAGGGCUCACCUGGCAUCUGACAGACAUGGUGGCUCUGUACAGGUAGUAAGCUCAACAAAUGGAGAACUGAACACAGAUGACCCAACUGCAGGCCGUUCAAAUGCACCCAUCACAACUCCUGCAGAAGUAGAAGUAAUGGAUGAAACAAACUGCCAGAAAGUGUUGAACAUGUGUUGUGUAACUCUCAGAGCAGUUCUGAUCUGUCUCUGCCCACUGCUACUUUUUCAGUGACUGAGCGACAGGGUGCCUUGGAUAUUUUGAGAAGGUGCUGCUGCCUAUUCAAGCGGAGGAAAAGGAAAACCAUCCAGCGCAACAAAUGACUAGAACCAAACAGAACAUGAGAAAAUGUUUAUGUGUUCACCUGUUGUCUUGUGAUCUUAAAAAAAACACCAACAAUAAAACCCAAAGCAAAAACCUCCAUAAUAAAUACAUUUUCUGAGGACUCCCUGAGAAACAAUAUCUUGCCUCUAUGCUUUGAUUUGGUUCUUCUGCAUCCAUCUUCUGUUUUUUAAUUCAUCUGUUCUGGAAGCUUUAAGAUAUUGUCAAAUAGGAGUGCUUCUUUCAUCAACAUAUGGACCAAUGAAAUGAUAGAAAAUGAACAGUAUCUUGAGCUAAACUGAACUUGAGAAGUAUUUCUUCUUUCCUAGGAAGUAAUAGCAGUGUCUUAGAUGAAGACGGAUGUUAUAAAUAAGUUAUUUGAGUUUGUAGCAGUGUAUCUAAAGCAGUUUUCUUCAAAAAUUAAGAAGAAAAAUACAGGUACACAACCAUAAUGCAAAAUAAUAAAACCUUAAGAUUAUUUUA
This is a messenger RNA of Taeniopygia guttata (zebra finch), 2954 nucleotides long. NCBI's taxonomy places the organism in Eukaryota, Metazoa, Chordata, Aves, Passeriformes, Estrildidae. The record is from RefSeq and is a predicted model, not a curated record.